Molecule: messenger RNA, 442 nt
Organism: Scutellospora calospora
Lineage: Eukaryota; Fungi; Glomeromycota; Glomeromycetes; Diversisporales; Gigasporaceae
Source: the annotation of a GenBank genome assembly
UCUAGAAAAUGAAGAACAAGUUUUGGAAGAACUUUCUGAAUUUGUAGAAAAAACUAGUGGAUUUUCAGCAAGUUAUUUGUGGGCAUUAAUGCUACUUUCAAUACUUGCAACAUCAGCUGCUAGCAAACAGAACUGGUCAUCUUUUAAUUUUCUACUUUCAAUUGAAGAUUUAAGGAAAAAAGGCUAUUUAAUUGAAAAUAAUGCCGUUAGUUUAAAACUAAACGAAACUAAAUUAAUCGAAGAAAAUAAUGUAGAUAUUUUUUUAUCUGAUAGUUCAUCACAUAUAGAUAUUAUAGAUUAUACAGAUAAAAUUAGCGAUAUAGAUAUUAUUGAUAAUGUAGAUUAUCUAGAUGAUAUAGAUGAUAUGAGCAUUAUAGAUAAUAUAAGUAAAAUAAAUAAUAUAGAUAGCAAUGAACAAGUAGAGCAGUUUAAUGAAGUGUAA